AACUCUCGGUAUGUGGAGUGUAUAGUUGUUUCGAAAAAAUUUAAAAAUUAAUUAAACAAUAUUAUAAGUUAGAUACAUUACCAUAAAUAUUAUAUUUUGGGGGCUCAUCAUAUUCGGCUAAGAUAGACAAGCGCGCCAAUACAUAAAUAUAGAAACAUACAAAAAUGGGAAAGCUACUAUCGAAAAUAUUCGGCAAUAAAGAAAUGAGGAUAUUAAUGUUAGGCCUCGAUGCUGCUGGAAAAACAACUAUAUUAUAUAAAUUAAAAUUAGGACAGAGUGUAACAACAAUACCGACAGUAGGAUUUAAUGUUGAAACAGUAACAUAUAAAAAUGUCAAAUUCAAUGUAUGGGAUGUAGGAGGUCAAGAUAAAAUUAGACCACUUUGGCGACAUUACUAUACAGGAACUCAAGGACUAAUUUUUGUGGUGGACUGUGCAGACAGAGAUCGAAUUGAUGAAGCACGCCAAGAACUACAUAGAAUUAUUAAUGAUAGGGAGAUGCGUGAUGCAAUUAUUUUAAUAUUUGCCAAUAAACAAGAUUUACCUGAUGCAAUGAAACCCCACGAAAUUCAAGAAAAACUUGGACUAACACGAAUUCGUGAUCGAAAUUGGUAUGUGCAGCCUUCCUGUGCGACAUCCGGAGAUGGGCUUUAUGAAGGACUCACGUGGUUAACAUCAAAUCACAAGUUAUGAGAGUAAAUUUAAUCUUCAACAUUAUUUUCUUCUUCUUAAUGUUUAUCAAUCGUUAUUGUCUAUGCGAUAGUUCUUCUUUUCUUCUAUGAUUAUAUAUUUUUUGGUUUAAUUUUUUAUUAAAAUUAAUAUUUAAAAAAAAGCAAAACUGAGAAGCAAAAAAACACAAAAAUUUAUGAGUAGCAAAUGAAUGUACUGGAUGGCUAGCAAUUAAAUUAGCUUUCGUCCAGAUGAAAAAGAAAAGAGAAGAUAUUUGUAUGAGGAUCCAUCCUUUUAAAAGAGAUAGUCUCUUUUUUUUGCAAUGCAUGAGUAAUUUUAAUAGAAUACAAGAUUGGUGGAUGUAUUCAUACAUAAAACUGUAGACUGAUAACGAUUAACAUUAAAAUUUACACUCCUUUCUGCGAAAUUAUUGUUAUUACUUAAAACUUAUAAAUCUGACAAAAUUCAUGUUUGCUCAACACGUGCAACAUUUGUCAUAAAUGACUGUGUCUCGAGAUGAAAUAUGUCACAUGCGACAUAUUUUUGUCGCGACACAGACACAUUUAAAAAAUUAUAUGUUCCAUGCAACAGUUGUUUGCAAUCAUUAUGUUGAACUUCAGUUUUUAACUCUAAAUUAUGUAUUUAUGCUGACUUUAAUGCUGUGUAAAAAUUACAAGACCAUUCGUACGGUUAAUAAACACGUUUUUGCAUGAAUACAUCCAUACAUCUCAAUGAAACAAAACAAAAAAAAAAUUUAUAAUUCACAUUAAUUGAUAUCAAUCGACGAUACAAAAAGAAUAAUGUCAUAUAGAAACAAAUUUCAUUAAAAUUAUAAGAGAAAGAAAAACUAAAUUAAAUGAAGGUGAAAUAUCUUUGUUAAUAAUUUGCACACAUUGUCUGAUUGUGCAAAUGAGUAA
Messenger RNA from Chironomus riparius, 1585 nucleotides. NCBI's taxonomy places the organism in Eukaryota, Metazoa, Arthropoda, Insecta, Diptera, Chironomidae. The record is from the annotation of a GenBank genome assembly.